UCUAUUAGCUAUUGUACUUUUCAAAAUGGACCCAAACUGGGAAACGUACCUGCGACACCAACUUCCUUCAGUCGUGCAAGUACUGCGACCCAAGAUGCUUGCAGAUCGUCUAUACGCUGAUCGUCUACUCAACAAGACAGAGUACGAAGAUUUGACGCAUAGCGCCGACUCUCAGGAAAACAAAGCUCGCAGAAUGCUGCUGAUGUUGCAAAGACGUGGUCCCGGUUCUUUCGACCAGUUUUGCGACGUUCUUCAGCAAGUCGACGGACAGAAGUUCAUCGAGGAAAUGCUACGGCCGUACAUAGACAGGUCACGUGAUUCAGUUUUAUCUGAACCUGCCAGGCCAUCUCCAGCUGUUGUGGAAAGAGAAGACAGACAUGAAGAGGAUGAGCAAGUUGCAAGUCCUGCGGAAAGUAUGCACGAAAGUAUAACGGGCAGUGCGGGGCAUUUGGCCAUUGUUGUGGAAGGUUCUGUGUCAGCAGAAGUCAAUAAACAAAUCAUGGAGACUGUUCAGCAUGUUGCUGAGUACGAAGGGAAGAAGUAUGACACAAAAUUGAAGGCUGUUUCAAAAAGAGGCUCUGCUGGCACAGUAGCUGUUGUUUAUCGAAGUGCAAAAGAGGACUCUCACACUCAACAAACUUCAUCAAAUUCAUCACUCGGCUCAAAUGAUAGUGAGAACAUUGCGUCUCGAGUAGUUUCAAAUCAAUUGGGUUGUCAAGAAUUUGGAAAUGGCAGUGAAAUGUCUUCAGGAUCAGUCAACUACUGUAAACCUUUUCAGGCAUCCAGUGAUGGUCAAUCACUUGACUUCCGACACAUGUUCAGCAGUCGUUCGUUAUACAGAGGACCAGGAGCAACGGAAAGCCUCGGCUCGGAAUGUAUGGCUGUCGGUGGUAACAUUCAAGACCAACGAUUGCAGCUUAACCCAGAGCAAGUGACAGGUCAGCUUCACUCACCAUGUCAAACUAAAGUAACUAAACAGCUGAUAACUGUUGUUGCACAUAUUGGUCGUGUGUUAUGGAGACAACUUGGCGAGGCUCUUGGCUUUAGUUCAGCUGAUCUUGAUCAAUACAUGGGAUAUAAAGAUGAAGAUAGAGCACGUCGUGUUGUCACAGACUGGAUAGCAAAGGAAGGUCUUAUGGCAACUAAAGAUCAUCUGAUGAGAGCUUGUGAGAAGAUCGGAAUUGAUGUUGCAGUGGAAGUGGAACUAGAAGCUGAACAGCAUCAAAACUAAUUUGGUGAUAUGUAUAGAAAUAUUUGUAAUUUUACAGAAUUAAAUUUGUAGAAAUGCUUUGUAAUCAGAUUUUUGAUGUAGGAAAAACAAAGCGACAGUUUUCA
Messenger RNA from Corticium candelabrum, 1335 nucleotides. RefSeq lists its product as uncharacterized. NCBI's taxonomy places the organism in Eukaryota, Metazoa, Porifera, Homoscleromorpha, Homosclerophorida, Plakinidae. Gene Ontology annotation, biological process: regulation of apoptotic process; signal transduction. The transcript has 5 exons. The coding region runs from base 26 to 1231 and encodes 401 amino acids. The record is from RefSeq and is a predicted model, not a curated record. Gene Ontology annotation, molecular function: protein binding.